AUGACUGAGGCCGUCAAGGAGGUGGCAACCGCCAUUAUUGUGAGAAAGCCCGUCGUCGUCCACCCUAACCUCUACAACGCCGUCAUGGACCAAGGUGACUUCCGCCCAGAGGCUCUGAUGGCUGCUCUAAUCCACCGGCUAGACAACAAGGCUCAGUGUGUUGGGUUUGUUACCAUGGCAGAUGCCCAUAGGACAAAAAACGCCACCGCCCACUUGUGGGAGCCCACCCACCCACUGCACCUCCACCUCCCAUCCCGCACGCCCCAAAUCCUGCACGGUGCCGCCCCUCCUCCUCCUCCUCCCUGCCGGCGCCGCCCCGCCUCCUGCUCCUCCCGGACGGCGCCGCCCCGUCUCCUCCUCCUCCCGGCCCGGGCCACCCCGCCUUCUCCUCCUCCCGGCCCGUGCUGCCCCGCCUCCUACUCCUCCCGGCCAGUGCCGCCCCGCCUCCUCCUCCUUCCGGCCCGCGCCACCCUACCUCCUACUCCUCCAGGCGGGCGCCGCCCCGUCUCCUCCUCCUCCCGGCCCACGCCACACCACCUCCUACUCCUCCAGGCCAUCGGCUUCCCCGGCCGUGCUCCUGCAUCUCCCCCGCGCACCUCCGACCCGCAGCACCGCCGAGGCGACGGCCCGGCCUUGCCGCAAGGUCCCCGUCGUGGAAUCCCCUCCCCCGAGCUCCCCCUUUGUCACCUGCCUUGCACUCGCGCACUACUCCAACUCCGGCACGUGGCUGCCGCCGUGGAACCGCGUCGGCGCCCCACCUCUCCAUCCUCCCAAUCACCCAUCGAUCCAGCCGAUGGAGGAGAGCAGCCGGCUCUCUUCUUCCUCACCGGCGAGGCCUGGGCGCCACCCUCCUCCUACACGGCCACCCCGGAGCCCGCCUGUUGUACCUGCGGGAUGACCCUGCCGCCAUCUUCCCCCUCCCCGAUCUGGGUGGUGGGCGUCGGCGUCGGGCAUUGUCCCCUGUUGGUGCCCAGCUUCCUCCUCUCCAUACAGUCCUUGCCUCCCAUCUUCCUGUACUGCAAGGCGAUGACUAGAUGUGAUCGCAAUAUGAAGGUCAACACCAUUCCACCUCUGCCAUGUGCAGUGCACACCUCGCGCCGCUGCAGUCCGCCACCUGCUAUGUCGCCGUCCACAACGGUGCAGUCCACGCCGCUGGAGUCACCCCCUAUACUUGUUUCCAGCCCGUGCAGCUCGCAGCACGCCGAUGUGCAGUGCGGUAGUGUGUAAGUAUAGGGACGUGAAAGGUGGGGAAGUGCAGUUUGGAGUUUUUACCCAUUCAAAGGUUGCAGUGCAGUUUGGAGUUUUUUGUAUAUUCAGAAACUUCAGAAAUUGCACUCUGGCUAAGUUUCUCCAGUGCAAAAUAAUGUUAUUACAUUCAGUUU
Molecule: messenger RNA, 1382 nt
Organism: Triticum aestivum (bread wheat)
Lineage: Eukaryota; Viridiplantae; Streptophyta; Magnoliopsida; Poales; Poaceae
Product: vegetative cell wall protein gp1
Exons: 3
Coding region: 1-1227 (408 amino acids)
Source: RefSeq, a predicted model, not a curated record